This is a messenger RNA of Phycomyces blakesleeanus NRRL 1555(-), 659 nucleotides long. RefSeq lists its product as hypothetical. The transcript is spliced from 4 exons. The coding region runs from base 25 to 576 and encodes 183 amino acids. The record is from RefSeq and is a predicted model, not a curated record. NCBI's taxonomy places the organism in Eukaryota, Fungi, Mucoromycota, Mucoromycetes, Mucorales, Phycomycetaceae.
AACUUCUUUACCUGUAAAUAAAUUAUGCCACUCAUCACCACGUCUAUGAAUAUCGAUCUGUCCUUGAAAAAGGCGCGUAUUAUCCCAGAUGUGAUUCGAGAGGAAUUUGUACCUAGCACAUUGUUGGAGAUUAAUUAUCCAAAUGGUAAGGAUGUUGCACUGGGGAACACGCUUUCAGUCCAAGACACAGCCGAACCACCCAGGGUGAACUUUGUUCCACCCGAAGAAGAUGCCCAAUACACACUUGUGAUGGCUGAUCCAGAUGCUCCAUCUGCUGUUGACCCAUCACUCGGUCCUUGGCGUCAUUGGGUAGUAACGAACAUCAAGGGAUCGGACCCAUCGAAUAUAAAGGCUAGUUCAGAGCAUACGCCAUACAUGGGACCAGCCCCACCUGCGGGAACUGGCGACCACCGCUAUGUGUUUCUUUUGUACAAGCAGCCUAGAACAAACCAAGAGUUUGCCGCCAUGUCGCCUGAGAAGACGAGUGUACGACGCAACUUUGAUGUCAAUGAGUUUGCCACAAAGAAUGACCUUGAAUUGAUCAGCGUCAAUUACUUUUUAUCCUCAGUCAAUUGAUGUCAAUAACAAGAAUCUAUCAAUUUAAUCCAAUUCAAUAAAAAGUUUCUGUAAAUUAGACAGAUAUGUAGAAUUAUCAAGCC